AAACAUUUUUUCAUUUUUUAUUAAAAAAGAGAGGGUUUUUUUUUUUUUUUUUUUCUGAAGCAGGUGAAGAGAGAGAGAGAUCAUAACUGAUUUUUUUUUAGUUUCUUUUUAUAUAAAUAUGAUGACAAUGUAAUGCUGAAUAGGCUCUCUCUCUCUCUUCGGUCUUCACUCUGCCUCUCAACCACUCGCAAGUCACAACGGCAACACAACAAACCCAAAAAAGAACCGAUGACUGAUAACUCACAGGGAAAAAAAUUAUAUUGAGUUUGGAGGUUUAGCACUUCUCAGACUAUUCCAUCACUUAAUUCAAAAGGACAGGGCUGCCUGACUGGUGAAAUUGAUGGAGGGUUCAAUCAGGUGUUCUGCUAACUACAUCCCCCUCUCUCCAAUCAGCUUCCUGGAGCGCUCGGCCAUAGUCUACAGAGACAGGCCUUCUGUUGUAUACGGAAGCAUCAUCUACACUUGGAGAGAGACACUUGAACGAUGCACCAGACUCGCUUCUGCUCUUUCCCAGCUCGGAAUUUCUCGUGGAGAUGUGGUAGCUGCAUUGGCUCCAAAUAUCCCAGCAAUGUAUGAGCUCCAUUUUGGUGUUCCAAUGGCAGGCGCAGUUCUCUGUACACUUAAUGUACGCCAUGAUUCACAAAUGGUGUCAGUAUUAUUAAAACAUUCUGAUGCCAAAUUCGUUUUUGUAGACUACCAACUUUUCCAUGUUGCUAAAGGAGCAUUUGACAUUCUGUCCAAGACUAGAACCAAGCUACCUGUUCUAGUCUUAAUCCCAGAGAGUAAUCAAUUGUCCCCUGAGUUCUGCAACCCCAUUUCUGGGAACUUGGAAUAUGAGAGCCUAUUAGGAAGGGGAAAACUCGAUUUUGAGAUCCAACGGCCAAAAGACGAAUGGGAUCCAAUUUCACUCAACUACACUUCAGGUACUACAUCAAGCCCAAAAGGUGUCAUUUAUAGCCACAGAGGUGCCUAUCUCAAUUCGUUUGCAGCAAUUCUUCUCAAUGAGAUGCCCUCAAUGCCUGUGUAUUUAUGGUGUGUGCCCAUGUUUCAUUGCAAUGGCUGGUGCCUCACUUGGGCUGUGGCUGCUCAGGGUGGCACCAAUAUCUGCCAAAGAAAUGUCACUGCAAAAGGAAUAUUUAGCUGUAUUUCUCAGCACAAGGUGACCCACAUGGGUGGUGCACCCACCGUUUUAAACAUGAUUGUAAAUGCACCAGAAAAUGAGCGAAGGCCACUUCCGGGAAAGGUAAUAGUCAUGACUGGAGCUGCACCGCCACCAGCCCAGGUACUAUUCAAGAUGGAAGAACUUGGGUUCAAUGUAACCCACUCAUAUGGUUUGACAGAAACUUAUGGUCCUGGGACAGUUUGCAGUUGGAAGCCUGAAUGGGAUUCCCUGCCUCGGGUUGAACAGGCAAAGAUCAAGUCUAGACAGGGGUUGCAACAUCUUGGCAUGGAGGAACUCGAUGUUAAAGAUCCUGUGACCAUGAAGAGUGUACCGUCUGAUGCAAAAACCAUGGGUGAGGUUAUGUUCAGGGGCAACACCGUGAUGAAUGGAUACUUGAAAGAUCAUCAAGCAACAAGGGAUGCAUUUAAAGGUGGAUGGUUUCGUAGUGGGGACUUGGGGGUGAAACACCCGGAUGGUUACAUAGAACUAAAGGACCGUUCGAAGGAUAUUAUCAUUUCCGGGGGCGAAAAUAUUAGCACAAUUGAGGUGGAAUCAGUGCUUUUUAGUCAUCCAGAUAUUCUUGAGGCAGCUAUUGUGGGAAGGCCUGAUGAAUAUUGGGGGGAGACACCUUGUGCAUUUGUGAAGUUGAAGGAUGGCUGUAAAACUGGUACAGAGGAGAUUAUUAAGUUUUGUAAGGAUCGGUUACCCCACUAUAUGGCUCCUCGAACAGUUGUUUUUGAAGAUCUGCCAAAGACUUCGACUGGGAAGGUGCAGAAGUUUGUAUUGAGAGAAAAGGCUAAGGCCAUGGAAAGCCUCACCAAGAACACCAUCAGCAAACUGUAAAGCCUCUUGCUGUAGCUGAUGACUGUUUUAUUUGACAGUCUGUUUCUUUCAAGUUGUAAGUAGGCAUUGUCAAUUGCCAUUUGUUCUGCUACUCCAUCCACACUUUUAUCCUGUGAAAUUUAGUAAUGGGAACUUGUAAGUGUGCCACUUUUUCA
Messenger RNA from Prunus mume (Japanese apricot), 2160 nucleotides. RefSeq names its product butanoate--CoA ligase AAE1. The record is from RefSeq and is a predicted model, not a curated record. NCBI's taxonomy places the organism in Eukaryota, Viridiplantae, Streptophyta, Magnoliopsida, Rosales, Rosaceae.